AUGGUUUGGUCGAGGGAAGGUGACAAGCGGUUUGAGGAAGCUCUGGUGAGAUUUCCAGAGGACACGCCGGAGAGAUGGGAGAAGAUCGCCGAGUAUCUGAAAAUGCCGGUGGCGGAAGUGAUGAUGUCCUACGAAGAUUUGGUCCACGAUAUUGAGUUGAUCGAAUCGGAUCAGAUUAGUGUGGACUAUUCGGCAGAGACGGAGUCGUCUAAGAUGUUGUCCCAAAUCGAAUCCAAGAACAAGGAGAACGAAAGAAAGAGAGGAGUCGCUUGGUCACCAGAAGAACACGGAUCGUUUCUGGAGGGAUUAGAGAAGUAUGGGAAAGGAGACUGGAAGAGGAUAUCGAGGGAUUUCGUGAGGACAAGAACCGCAACGCAAGUCGCAAGCCAUGCACAAAAGUAUUACGAGAGGCAGGGUAAGCCGAGGAAACGUUCCAGUAUCCACGACACCACUUGGGUAGAUGCCGCCGACACUGGAACCGUCCCUGGAUCCAACUUGGAGUCUAUGACAAAGCCACAUUUUGAUGACCAGAUGCCUCCGGAAUAUUCUCACGACUAUUUCGGCCUCUAG
Molecule: messenger RNA, 570 nt
Organism: Microthlaspi erraticum
Lineage: Eukaryota; Viridiplantae; Streptophyta; Magnoliopsida; Brassicales; Brassicaceae
Source: the annotation of a GenBank genome assembly